CUGUAGACAUUGAGGUUGAAAGAGGUCAAGAGUUCGAUACGCAGGGUAAUCUGUGUAACAAUGGGCUCCGAACAAGUUGCUGAGGCAAGGUGGCGUCAUGAGGAAGAGGGUAGUAAAAUCCUCCAGGUCCAAGUCCCAGGAUUCAAGAAGGAAGAGCUCCAAGUGAAGGUGGACGCCGUUCGCAAUUACUUGGUGAUCGCCGGUGGUGAAGGACUGGCAGAUCAAGGCAUGAAGAAGCAUGCAAAAUUUCGGCAAACGUUUGUUGUUCCGGACGACUGCACCUGCGAUGGAAUCAAAGCCGUCUUAAACGCCGGCGUCCUCUACCUGAUGUUACCCAAGGCAACGAGGCAUUUGGGAAACCAACUCUAUCCCGUGAAAGGGCGCACAGAUCGGCAGGAGACGCUUAUUUUGUCGGUGGCUGCCGGAGUUGCCCUCCUCACCAUUGCACUCACCUUACUCCCCUGCUGUCUCAGGUCAUCAAAUUUGCAUGGCCAAGAAUGAAAGAAAUUGAUCAAAGGAAAACAUAAAUUCAAAACGUAUAAUUCCUUUUCUAUGGCAAACUAUUGUAUAAAUUCAAGAAUUGGCAAUGUGACAAUGAAACCGAUGAUAUUUGUUUGAUAUAAAUGAAAGAAGAUGACAGCCA
Messenger RNA from Nymphaea colorata (pocket water lily), 643 nucleotides. RefSeq lists its product as uncharacterized. NCBI's taxonomy places the organism in Eukaryota, Viridiplantae, Streptophyta, Magnoliopsida, Nymphaeales, Nymphaeaceae. The record is from RefSeq and is a predicted model, not a curated record. The transcript has 2 exons. The coding region runs from base 61 to 501 and encodes 146 amino acids. Gene Ontology annotation, biological process: response to heat; protein folding; response to salt stress.